AUGCUAAAAUAUCUAAGUAUUUUGUUGAUAUCAAGUGUGUUAUUGAUAUCUAUCAAUUAAAAAAAUGAAGAAAAUAUUACAAACUUGUAAUUAAAAUUUGAAGAUUGGAAAUUAAAGCAUGGGAUACAAUUUCUUGAUGAAGAGAACUAAUACAGAUUUUAAAUUUUUUAAACAAAUUUAUAGAAAAUUGAACAACACAAUUCUGAUUAAAGUUAGACUUACAUCAUGGGAAUGAAUAAGUUUAUGCAUUUAACUCAGGAGCAGUUUUAAUCAUUGUAUUUAAUGAACAUUUAGGAAAUUUAUGUCGGAAAUCAAACAGAAAUUAGUUAAUUAGAUAGUACAUAAUUGAACGCUUCAAUUGAUUAUAGAAACUAAACAAUUGUUAAGGAUUAAGGACAAUGCGGUUCUGGAUGGGCAUUUUCUGUAACAGGUACAAUGGAAGUGUAUUAGAAGAUAUAUUAAAAAAAGAAUGUAUCUUUAUCUGAGUAGCAUUUGAUCGAUUGUGAUUAAUUAUCAAGAGGAUGUAUCGAUGGUUCUAAUAUCAAUGGAUAUAAAUUUGCAAUAUCUAAUGGAGUUGCAACUAACAUCGAGUACCCAUAUGUUGGAUAUAAUUAAACUUGUAAGAGAUUAAACGGAACCUAUCAUGCAAAAGGAUACUCAUCAGCAGUGGGAGAAUACAAUAUGAAAUAAGCUUUAAUUAGCCAUCCAGUUUCUGCUGGUUUGGAUGCCUAAAAUUGGUAAUUUUAUUCCUCUGGAAUCUUCUCAAAUUGUGGUAUAACUCUGAACCAUUAUGCUGUUGUGGUUGGAUAUGAAGAGUCUGGAAAUUGGAUAGUUAAGAAUUCAUGGGGCAUAAAUUGGGGGGAAAACGGUUUCAUUCGUAUCAAGUCUGGAAAUACUUGUGGAAUAGUAACAUAUUCAUAUUAAGAUAAGUAUUAAUGA
Messenger RNA from Paramecium octaurelia, 939 nucleotides. The record is from the annotation of a GenBank genome assembly. Lineage: Eukaryota; Ciliophora; Oligohymenophorea; Peniculida; Parameciidae.